Daphnia pulex (common water flea) is the source of this 1177-nucleotide messenger RNA. RefSeq names its product neurotrophin 1-like. The transcript is spliced from 3 exons. The coding region runs from base 62 to 1057 and encodes 331 amino acids. Gene Ontology annotation, cellular component: extracellular region. Gene Ontology annotation, molecular function: Toll binding; growth factor activity. The record is from RefSeq and is a predicted model, not a curated record. Gene Ontology annotation, biological process: regulation of Toll signaling pathway; central nervous system formation; innate immune response. NCBI's taxonomy places the organism in Eukaryota, Metazoa, Arthropoda, Branchiopoda, Diplostraca, Daphniidae.
UGUCGCAAAUAUCCAUUUUAUUUAUUGUGUUAUUUAUGGAGUCAUAAUUUAAACUUUAAAGAUGAAAAGCUCCAACUACGCAUCCGCACGAUCCUGGCAACUUGAAUUUUUCAAUGGCGAAAGGGAAGGUGUAGUCUUUUGGGUUGUAGACCAAGAAGCGAUGGAAAAUAUUUUUCUGGACGCAUUUGGACUCGUAGCAGGACGGGACCAAGGGGCAAGUGGUUCCCACGACCACGUCGCAUUCUUCAAUUCGAGCGGUUUGCGUGUACUUGAUGCCGUAAGACUCGACGCCGUUGACGAUGGUGCGCCAAUUGCCGUCGACGUUGAUGGCCCGGAAAGGACGGACGUAAUCGGUGGAACUUGGGCAAAGUUAUGCAUCAGUGCCAUCUUGCUUGCUGGAGUGUUUGCCGAUCCAGAGGCAGCUGCUGAGCCCCAACAAUAUCCCAAACCAGCCUAUCCAGCAGCUUAUGGCCAGAAGUACAACAAUUACUGCAACCCGCGAAAGGCACCAACCUGCGCCAAAACCGGCACUGAAACUUUUUGUCUGAAAGACACCGAAUACCCAGAGAAAGAAGUCAAGUAUGCCAUCGAUUACGACCCAUUGGUGUUGAAGAAAUACGCCGAUUUUGCCGAUCAGUCGGCCGAUAAUUUGGUCGAUGGACUGACCUCUUUGGCUGAGACGCACUUCGACUACUCCAACUACAAAGGGAAAUUCUUCGAGAAGGGCCACUGGUCUGGUGACGAGGGAUACAUCUGCCCUAGCGACGUUGUUUAUGCUCGCCCACUCCGAGCAGUGAAUGUCGAUGGAGAAUGGCGGGUCAUCGUCCAAGAAAACGCCUGGCCCGGAUACACCCAGACUCAACGCGUCGAAACUUGUUUGUUCCCCGGUGCAUCUUGUCGCACCUUGGCCCCUUGUUUCGGCAGCAAAUGUCUGCAAAAAUAUGUUUACCAGCGGAUGCUUUCCUUCGAUCCUUGCGAUCCCCAGAAGGGAAUCUUCAUCGACAUCUACAAGUUGCCAUCGGCCUGCUCUUGCCACAUUCCCGGUAAACUGCACUGACUAAAUUAAAUUUUCCAAAUGAAAUUCCAUCGUGAUGUUCAUUUUAUUUAAAACUGUCAUGUGGUACUUACGAUGAUAACUUAACUAACACCUGUCUUAAAAUAACAUAACUUGAAUCUA